Messenger RNA from Magallana angulata, 1773 nucleotides. Its product is annotated as protein draper-like. Gene Ontology annotation, molecular function: scavenger receptor activity. Lineage: Eukaryota; Metazoa; Mollusca; Bivalvia; Ostreida; Ostreidae. The transcript has 5 exons. The coding region runs from base 43 to 858 and encodes 271 amino acids. The record is from RefSeq and is a predicted model, not a curated record.
AACGACACCAUAGCGUUAACAGAUGAUAGAUAUUCGUACAAAAUGGAUUCCACACAUAUUUUGUUGUUCUGUUUUCUUUUCAUCUAUUCUUGCUGCAAAAGGACUGGUUGCUUUAAAGUAAUGGAUGAAAAAAAUCUUGAAAAUGAAGAUUGUUUACCCGGAUAUCAUGGCCAAAAUUGUUCAGAGCAAUGUCGCUAUCCUAACUACGGAAAAUAUUGUCAGGGGUUCUGUGAAUGCAAAGAACAGUUUUGUGACAUCUCCACGGGGUGUUUUUCACCAGACGUUGGUUGCAGAAAUGGAUAUUUUGGUGACAGAUGUGUAAACAGAUGCCGAUAUCCGACCUACGGGAAAGACUGUCAGAAAGCGUGUCAGUGCAUCGAACCAAACUGCAAUUUCAUGACUGGAUGUUACGUUUCUACAGAUAUUAACCAGAGUUCUGGCUACUUAUACACAACCACGACGCAACACAACACGAUGCAACACAACGCCGAAAAAAGUUCUAUGGCAGUUAUUGUUGCUGUUUCUGUCUUGUCAUCCAUCUUUGUUUCAGCUUUUAUCACGCUUGUCAUCUGGCGACUAAAAAAAAGAGAUGUUAUAAAACGGAGAACAUCUCAAAAUAGUUCACCACUACGAGAGCAAAGACAAGUUUUCAUAGAUACGAAAAACGAGACCACAAAAAAUUACUGUUCCGGUGAUGAUUCUAGACCUAGUCACAAAUAUACUUCUUCAACGGAGGUUUCCACAGAUCUCUCGCAUCCAGGCUUUGAUCGUAAUGUGUUGCAGCGGGAAAGUAUCGCAAGCACUAUAAAAUUUGAUAUUAAUUCAUGUACGUAUGAGCCUGUUUUGUACGCUUUUUAGGAAGACAAAAUUGCAAAAGUUUGAAAUGCUUUAGAAAAAGUAUGGACAUGAUCAUUUGAAAAACUGUUGUUUUUUUCUGUUUUUAUAAUGUAAAAACCCAAAAUGAGGCAGUUGACUGUAAAAAUGAGCAUACCAUCUAAUACGAGAACUUUAAAUGUACAAGCCCCCCCCCCCUUGAAUUAUUAAAAAGUAACACAACAUCUGUUGGAUUUAUUUUACAUACAUCGUCCGCCUAAAUAUUGUUCGGUGAUAUAAUGUAGAUGGAAAAAAUAAUAAUUGCUGAAAACAUUGUAAAUAUUUACAAUUUUAUAAAAUGGUUCUCAAUAUAAAUAAUUAAUGUAGAACGAACCAUUCACAGUGGUUUAAACUCAUUAGGCAAUUCACAUUUGGUGCAUAUUUUAUUUUUGAGGUGCCAUCUUUUUGCUGGUUUCAUAUAUAUUGCAUACAAUUUUGACCAAAAUAAUGUUGUUCAUAUCUGUAAUUUAAGAGGAUUAGCAUAUUGGCACAUUUUUUAACAUCUUUUGUGAACAGAUUUUUGUCUGAUCCUCUACUUUUUUGUUUAUAGUUUUCUUUUUACAUUUUUCUUUAUGACAUAUUUUAACUCUCACAAGUGUUGAGUUCAUUUAUCAGAGUGUUGAGUUCAUUUAUCAGACAGCAAAAACAGAGCUGCGGUGAGGAUGUGCAGCAUUAGAAAACAUAAAUUAAUUUAAUGCUAUUAAAUAUAAUCGACACAUAAAUUAGCUUUUUAAAAAAAAAUCAUUGAUUUAUUUGGAUUUAAGUAAUAAAAUCUUGCUUAAAACAAACAUGACCUUUGUGAAUCAUCUCAUUCUACAAGUUUAUACAAAUUUAUAUAAGUUUGCUGUCAAAAGGGUAUCAUUCUAUAUAUAAACAUUCAAUAUUUUUGUUUAAAGCCAU